Messenger RNA from Castor canadensis (American beaver), 915 nucleotides. Its product is annotated as olfactory receptor 10A7-like. Gene Ontology annotation, cellular component: membrane. Gene Ontology annotation, molecular function: G protein-coupled receptor activity; olfactory receptor activity. Gene Ontology annotation, biological process: G protein-coupled receptor signaling pathway. The record is from RefSeq and is a predicted model, not a curated record. Lineage: Eukaryota; Metazoa; Chordata; Mammalia; Rodentia; Castoridae.
AUGACUCAAAUUUCAGAAAUCAUCCUUUUGGGUUUUGGGAAUCUUCAUGGCCUUCAGUUUCUUCUUUUUGGGGUAUUUCUGGCCAUUUAUGUGAUGACUCUCAUGGGCAACAUUGUAAUCCUAAUUGUGGUGUCAGCUGAUGACUCUCUUCACACACCCAUGUAUUUCUUUCUUGGCCACUUCUCCUGCUUAGAGAUUGGCUACACCACUACCAUUGAGCCCAUAAUGCUGAAAACACUGCUAUCGGCUCAUGUGCCUAUUUCCUUCCCAGCCUGUGCUUGUCAGUUUUAUUUUUUUGCUUCCCUGGUGGCUACAGAAUGCUUCCUCCUGGCUGUAAUGUCUUAUGAUCGCUACAUAGCCAUCUGUAAACCACUGUACUACUUCAGUGUCAUGGACUUCUGGGGUUGCUUCCAGCUAGCUGUUGCCUCUUGGAUGGCUGGAUUUCUGGCACCCAUCCUUCUCAUGGCUCUCAUUUUUCAUUUAACGUUCUGUUCUGCCAACAAGAUUGACCACUUCUUCUGUGAUUUAAAGCCCAUCAUAAAACUGGCGUGCACGGAUACUCAAUUAGCUGAGAUGACCUCUUUUAUAUGUACUUCUUUAUUUGCCCUUGGCCCCUUUCUGCUGACCCUGGCUUCCUAUACUUACAUCAUUUCCACCAUUUGGGGGAUUCAUUCUGCCACAGGGAAGCAGCGGGCUUUCUCUACUUGCUCCUCCCACCUGACAGUGGUCAGUCUCUAUUAUGGAACACUAGGUAUUGUUUAUGGCUUCCCAUCAGGCCCUCAGUAUGAAGGUGUAUUAAAGUUGCUCUCUCUUCUGUACACAGUGGUUACCCCUGCCCUCAAUCCUAUCAUUUAUACACUGAGGAACAAUGAUGUGAACAUAGCCCUGAGAAAAUUGGUACAACAAGGGACAUAG